GCACUGACCACUGCCAUGCCCUCUGCUUCCCCCGCGAGAGCCUGGGAUGCCGCGCUCCCCAACGCCACCGCAGCAGCAUGGACCAAUGGAAGUGUGCCAGAGACACCCCUGUUCCACCUGUUUGCCCUGCUGGAUGAAGAGUUGCACGAAGACUUCCCCAACCUGUGGCUGGCACUAAUGGUCACGCACAGCACCAUCUUCCUGGCCGGGCUUGUGCUCAAUGGACUAGCAUUGUAUGUCUUCUGCUGCCGCACGCGGGCCAAGACACCUUCGGUCAUCUAUACCAUCAACCUGGUGGUGACAGACCUGCUGGUGGGCCUGUCCCUGCCCACACGCUUCGCUGUCUUCUAUGGUGCCCGCGGCUGCCUACGCUGUGCUUUCCCUCAUGUCCUGGGCUACUUCCUCAACAUGCAUUGCUCCAUCCUCUUCCUCACCUGCAUCUGUGUGGACCGCUACCUGGCCAUUGUGCAACCUGAGGGUUCUCGUCGCUGGCGCCAGCCUGCCUGUGCCAAGGCUGUGUGCAUCUUCGUGUGGCUGGCGGCAGGCAUCGUGACCCUGUCGGUACUGGGUGUGAAGGCCGGUGGACGGUCGUGCUGCAGCGUCUUUGCUCUGACCGUUCUGGAGUUCCUGCUGCCUCUGUUCGUCAUCAGCGUGUUCACAGGCCGCAUCAUGUGUGCACUGUCACGGCCCGGCCUGCUACGCCAGGGCCGCCAACGCCGCAUGCGGGCCAUGCAGCUGCUGCUCACAGUGCUGGUCAUCUUCCUGGUCUGCUUCACACCCUUCCAUGCCCGCCAGGUGGCUGUGGCGAUAUGGCCCAACGUGCCGAACCACACAAGCCUCGUGGCUUACCACGUGGCCGUGACCCUCAGCAGCCUCAACAGCUGCAUGGACCCCAUUGUCUACUGCUUCAUCACCAGUGGCUUCCAGGCCACUGUCCGAGGCCUCUUCCACCAGCACGGAGAAGAAUUCAAGCCCAGCAGUAUGGAUGUGGUCAGCACUCACAAGAGCACCAAGGACUCAGGCCCCCAUCAAAUACUCAGUGCAGGCUCUCACACCCUCACCCAGCCUCUGACCAAUGGGCCUGAACCAUAGGUAGCAGUUGCUCUGCAAGGGCCAGAGGUCAAGCCUCUGACAGGUUACCAGCCAAACACAACCGGGGCCUGGCCAACAAGUUGACUUUCUAUUGAUCCAUUGGCUAU
Molecule: messenger RNA, 1199 nt
Organism: Phodopus roborovskii (desert hamster)
Lineage: Eukaryota; Metazoa; Chordata; Mammalia; Rodentia; Cricetidae
Gene: Gpr20
Product: G protein-coupled receptor 20
Exons: 1
Coding region: 16-1092 (358 amino acids)
Biological process (GO): positive regulation of Rho protein signal transduction; phospholipase C-activating G protein-coupled receptor signaling pathway
Cellular component (GO): membrane
Molecular function (GO): G protein-coupled receptor activity
Source: RefSeq, a predicted model, not a curated record